Messenger RNA from Bactrocera neohumeralis, 4637 nucleotides. It is a transcript of the gene Xpc, whose product is annotated as DNA repair protein complementing XP-C cells homolog. Gene Ontology annotation, biological process: nucleotide-excision repair; mismatch repair. NCBI's taxonomy places the organism in Eukaryota, Metazoa, Arthropoda, Insecta, Diptera, Tephritidae. The record is from RefSeq and is a predicted model, not a curated record. Gene Ontology annotation, molecular function: single-stranded DNA binding; damaged DNA binding. The coding region runs from base 107 to 4099 and encodes 1330 amino acids. The transcript is spliced from 6 exons. Gene Ontology annotation, cellular component: cytoplasm; nucleus; XPC complex.
GAAGAGCUCACAAUAAUUUCAAACAGCAUCAAAAAAUCGAUAUAGCAGAACGAAAUUCUUGAUGUGAAAAGAAUAUCUAUUUUCCGCGCGUAGGUAGUGCACAAAAAUGUCGGACGAGGAAGAAGAAUCAAUGUCUGAAGGAUUUUCAGCCAGCGAGGAUGAAUGGAAGCCAACAAAAGAUGUACGUGGUGGAGAAUCAUCUGAUGAUGAUGAUAGCGAUUUCGAAGAGCUGCGUCAAACUGCAGGCGCGCAAAAUAUCAGUGGUUCUAGUGCUGUUGGAAGAAGAAAGGGGACAACGGCUGCUAAGGCUGCUGUAAAGCAAACUGCCAUUAAGAAACGCAAAGCCGCUGGUCAAUCACUGCGCACUAAACUCUACAACAAAUAUCGGCCACCACCAAAAACAUUUCUAUCGCCAAAUAGUGCUGGCAGUAAUUCACCAUCGGCGUCAACCUCACGAACGGCUUCAAAAAACGCCCCAAUGCCCAAUGAAAGUGGCGAACCUGGCAACGACUCCAGCAGCGAAUCAAGCGUCGAAGAUUAUCUGGUAAAUCCAGAGGAUAUCGAUUUUCAAUCGAGCUUUUUCAACGUACAACGUAUAGACAAAGAAAAAUCCACUUCACCAGUACCCGUUUUCGAUUGCAAUGCGGGUAUAGCGAAACUCUCUGAUUCGGAUUCAGAGGAUAACAACGAAUCUAGUGCCGAUGAGCAAGCAAAUGGAAAGUCAUUUGAUUUUGCAAAUUUGUUGGAUAAUGUUAAUAGUCUGGAGCGUGCCAAGGAAACCAUAGCGCAACGUGGUGCUGAAACCAAACAGCAAGUCACCAAAACAAUCGGUGAAAAUGUGAAUGCAAACGCUAUGGAUGUCAACUCGCUACUUGCAUUGGGCGAAAAGCAAAGUAAUACUGCCUUGCGUAGUGUUAAGUCGAAGGAUGAUGGCGAAGAGGAGGACGAUGAAUGUGAAAUUGAACGUGCACCGCAUAAACUAAGCAAAACGAAGUCGACACGCGUUAAACGGCAUACUAAAACGCGACCAGCUUCAACGGUUGUCGCCGGAGAUACUGAUGAUUCGGACUUUGAGGAAGUGGCAGAAGACACACACUCUGUGUCGCACUCAACCACUCACGAUUCCAGCGCACUGCUGAACACCUCGGAGGGUUUGGAGAUUCACGUGGAGCUGCCUGGCAAACAGCGGCGCACCAAAGAGAAAAACCAGCAGGACUUAGAGUUGGCGCUCAAACGAAAAUUGAAUCGCGAUUUGAAAGAACGUUACUUUAAUUUACACAAAACUACUUUAUUGUGUUGUUUUGCACGUAGUUACCGUUACAAUCGGCUGCUCAACGACACACCGCUGAUGCAGGCCGCAUUAAAAUUGCUGCCGAGCAGCAAUGCCUAUCCACCAGUGCGUGGCACCGAGAUCAAGUACUUUCAGUCAAUGGUCACUUGGUAUAAGACCGCUGUGAAGUUGGAUUCGCCCAAUUUAUAUGGUGAGAAGGUGCGUAAGAGUAGGCGGCGAGUGAAGCGGGAGCUCAUGUCGCAGAUUAAACGUAAGGAGGCAAGUUGCAAACAGGAUUUUGUAUUUAUAUUUGUGUGUUUACUGCGUGCGAUGGGCUUGCAGUGCCGGCUGAUUGUCAAUAUGCAGCCGCUGCCGCUGCGGCCAUCUCCAUCAGAUUUGUUGACGAUCAAAUUAAAGCGCGAGGGCGAUAAAAAGGAAGAGGAUGCGGUGGAGGUAAAGAAGUUGAAAGUCGAAAGUGACAUAACAACUGGAACAGAGAGUAAGAAGCAGCUUGAAAAGACCAGCAAGGAGAAGGCUACAAAAGCAAAGGAAAAGAGUGUGAAAGAGGAGAAGAAGAGAGAUAAAGAAAAAGAGAAAGCACGGGAUAAGGGCAGUGAGAAGGCGGUUAAAGAGAAAGUCACGAAGGAAAAAGAAAAGGUAGGUAAGGAUGUUGUCAAGAGUAGUCGUGCCAAGGUAGUUUCAAAAAAUUCCGAUAAGGAAGCGGUGCAGAAAAGCUCUCACGAAGUAAGUAAAAAAACGCCAAGUGCCAAGCUAGCUGAAUUAAAAGCGGUAGAGCAAUCUGAAAGUAAGGAUCACAUUGUAAAGUUAAACGAAAAUCUAACACAAACACAGCAGCCUUCAAAAAGAGCUCUGGUCAAAGUAUCAAAAGAAGAAGCGGCAGCGGAUGCUAAGAAUGCACUGAACAGCUCAAAAGAAAAAUUAUCUACAAAGGAAGUAAAACCGAAGCUUUCGCGUCUAAAGAGCAAAAGAAAUGUCACGAAUCCUAAUGAGCGUGACAAGCUCGACUUAUCGGCUGAUAAGCCUGGUCUCAGCGUUGAAGCAAUGACAACUGCACAAGCCAAGCGGCAAAUUUCCACUGAGAAGCCAAUAAUAAAUAAAGCAAAAGCGGCAACUAAAAGCGCUAAGCCAGUAAUACAAAUUGGUUCACCUGUCAUACCGAAAAUCGUGAUCCAAUCAGGUAAAACAGUUAUCACUGCCGAACGUGAGAACCAACCACAUGCCAGUAGCACCCGGACGCGUGUCACUCGUUCUCGGAGUAAAUCCCCCAAAAUGCAUAUCUCACCUACGUUCCUACAGAGCACAGAUUAUAGAAAUAAAUUUCCUGAGCCCGCAGCUAAUGUAAAAGCACUGCCGAAAGCUGGCCGUAUCCCGACACGUGCAAGAUCAAAAAGUCCAAAGCAGAAAAUACAAAUUUCGACAGAUUUCUUGAAAGGACAUGGUACCAGCGCCGCCGAAUCAAUUGCAGGCAGCACACGAGUAGGACGUAUCUUACGUUCACGUCAAAAAUCCAAUGAGGUUGCUGGUAGUGAUAAAAAACUACCGCCAGUGCCACAAUUAGAUGGCGCUGACGAUAGUUUGGAGAAGGUGCCGUCUAAAAGUAAGCGUCCACAAUUAAAAAAGUUGAAAAUGAAAUCGCGAUCGCGUGACGACGAUUCCGAUUCCGACUUUGAGCCGUCACCACCGAAACAGCUCAAAAAGCCGCCACAAUUACCAACAAAGAAGCCUGUGGACCGUCGUGUGUUGUCGUCCGAUGAGGAGGAAGGUGGUGGCGGUAAAGUCAAGCGUAAUCCAACAGCGGCAGAUAUUUGGGUGGAAGUGUGGUCCGAUGCGGAAGAGCAGUGGGUUUGCAUAGAGUUGUUUAAAGGCAAAUUGCACUCCGUAGAGGCGAUCAGGAAAGCCGCCUCUUCCAGUUUCGCCUACGUGUUCGCAUUCCAAAAUGAUUUGAGCAUUAAGGAUGUGACUGCUCGUUAUUGUCCCAAUUGGACAACAACUGUACGCAAGUCACGUGUUGAACGCGCGUGGGUGGAGGCAGCCUUUGCACCGUACUAUGGUCAACGCACAGCUCGUGACAUUCGCGAGGAUCAGGAGUUACGUCGUAUACACGAAGAGAAACCCAUGCCUACCUCAAUUGCCGAGUACAAAGAUCAUCCGUUGUAUGCGCUUCAGCGUCAUUUACUUAAAUUCCAAGCAAUCUAUCCGCCGGAACCACCAACCUUAGGUUUUAUACGUGGUGAACCGGUAUAUGCGCGUGAGUGUGUGCACACCCUACAUUCGCGCGAAAUUUGGCUGAAGCAGGCUCGCACUGUUAAGCUGGGCGAACAGCCUUAUAAAAUUGUAAAGGCGCGCCCCAAGUGGGAUCGGUUGACACAAACAGUCAUAAAAGACCAACCGCUGGAGAUUUUUGGGUAUUGGCAGACAGAAGAUUAUGAGCCGCCAACCGCCGAAAAUGGCGUUGUGCCACGCAAUGCAUAUGGCAAUGUGGAACUAUUCAAAGAGUGCAUGUUGCCCAAGAAAACCGUACAUUUACGCUUGACGGGCUUAAACCGCAUUUGCAAAAAACUUGGCAUCGAUUGUGCGCAUGCAGUGAUUGGUUUUGAUUUUCAUCAAGGCGCCUGUCAUCCUCUAUACGAUGGUUUUGUCGUUUGUGAGGAGUUUGCCGAUCAAGUGACGGCGGCUUGGUAUCAAGAUCAGGAAGAGCAAGAGAAAAAGGAGCAAGAUAAAUAUGAAGCACGUGUUUAUGGCAACUGGAAGAAGCUCAUUAAAGGUUUGAUUAUACGCGAGCGGCUAAAGAAGAAAUAUAAUUUUUGAAUGUAACUAUGUACCCAGAGGCGUAUUAGUGUUAAGUUACAAGUUUAUUAUUACCGUAUGUUUCGUUUUGUUUCGCCUGACGAUUCUAUGAAUUUGUAUUUUGCUUUCUGUAUUUAUGGUCCAUAUAUGUACGUACUUGCGAUUUUUGUAUUUUUUUUUUUUUGUUUUAACUGUCGCAUUAUUUUUUUUCAAUGUAUAUUAAAAUAAUUUCAUGCUAUGAAAUAAUAUGCAUUGUAGACAAAUAUAUAUUAAGGAUUUAUAGUACGAACUGGUUUUUACAAAAUAAUACUAUAUACUUAUACACUUUUUCUGUCCAGGAAAUUCACCAAAUUUGUAAUAAAAUAACGUUGGUAUUUAAGUAUUUUGUAUUGAAGUGUAUACUAACAAGUCAUGGUUAAUGAAAUGUGUGUCCAUUGCAUUUGUACUAUAUUUCCUCCAUACGUGCAUUGUCUUCAUUCAGAUGCGCCACAUGUAUGUUUUGUCUUACUUGUGAUUAAAUAAGCAGUUUUGCAUUCAAAAAUAAAAGUUUUCUUUGUAA